This is a messenger RNA of Nymphaea colorata (pocket water lily), 1365 nucleotides long. Its product is annotated as cyclin-D3-1. The coding region runs from base 77 to 1174 and encodes 365 amino acids. The record is from RefSeq and is a predicted model, not a curated record. Gene Ontology annotation, biological process: regulation of cyclin-dependent protein serine/threonine kinase activity; mitotic cell cycle phase transition. The transcript has 4 exons. Gene Ontology annotation, molecular function: cyclin-dependent protein serine/threonine kinase regulator activity. Lineage: Eukaryota; Viridiplantae; Streptophyta; Magnoliopsida; Nymphaeales; Nymphaeaceae. Gene Ontology annotation, cellular component: nucleus; cytoplasm; cyclin-dependent protein kinase holoenzyme complex.
GGAGAGAGAGCGAGUGAGAUAAAAGGAGAAGCAAAAAAUGCCUUGAAAACAAGCUUUCUCCUCUACCCAGAGGAUCAUGGCUCAGCUCAAUCUUUACUGUGCAGAGGAUGGUUGGGAUGAGGAGGAGGACUACCAAGAAGAGAGUUUCUCCUAUAGCAGCCAUGCCCCUUCUCUUCCACCUCCUCUUCACAAUCUCUCCUGCACAUUGGUGGACGAGCAGCUCUUCUCGGAACACCAUGAGUUGGUUUCCCUGUCAACAAAGGAGAAAGCCCAGAAAAAGCUUGGCCGGGACUACCUUGAGUCCUUAAGAACAGACCCUGUUCUGGCCUGUGCUAGAAGAGAAGCUGUUGAAUGGAUCCUUUCUGUGAAUGUCCAUUAUAAUUUUACAGCACACACUGCUGCGCUCUCUGUCAAUUUUCUGGACCGUUUUCUUUCUAGUUUUCACUUCCAGAGAGAGAAACCAUGGAUGACGCAGUUGGCUGCUGUGGCUUGUCUCUCUUUGGCUGCAAAGGUAGAAGAAACACAGGUCCCUCUGCUUCUAGACCUGCAGGUGGAGGAGGCCCAGUAUGUGUUUGAGGCGAAGACUAUUCAGAGAAUGGAGCUCUUGAUUCUGUCAUCAUUAGAGUGGAAAAUGCACCCUGUAACACCUCUCUCCUUCAUUGAUCAUAUCAUCAGGAGGUUGGGCAUGAGGACUCAUCAGCAUUGGGAGUUCUUUAGAAGAUGUGAACGGCUGCUCCUUUCUUUGAUCACGGAUUCCAGAUUUACACGCUACAUGCCAUCAAUUGUUGCAUCAUCUAUAAUGUUGUAUGUGAUCAAUCAGUUGGAGCCUUUCAACCCCAUGGAGUAUGAGAAUCAGCUUCUAGGUGUCAUGGAAAUAAGCAAGGAAGAUGUCAAAGAUUGUCUUCAACUCAUCAACGAUACGUCGAUGGUGGGAAGGCAGAAACGCAAGUCCCCUUCAGAACCAGGCAGCCCAAAAGGAGUCUUCGAUGCUUCCUUCAACUCUGAUGGCACAAAUGAUUCAUGGGUAUCAUCGUCCGCAUCAUCAUCGUCGUCGUCAUCGCCUAUGGGGUUACAUGUGAGUGCAUCAAAGAAAAGCAGAAUCGAUGAUCGACACCAAAUUUCUCCUUUCAACCAAGUAUUCGUAGAUAUCUUUCCGAGCCCACAACCCCUAUAAAAGAAUCUGAAAGAAAAAGAGGAAGAGGACUUCGGUACCAGCAUAUAUGUUCUAUCCAGUAUCCACCACUCCAGUUGCUGUUCUGUCCAUGUCUGUGUUUUCAAAAGGAAAGGAGGAAAAAAAAAAACAAUUUGUUCUUAGUUAUAUAUAUAGCUAUAUAUAAAAGUGCAUAAUAUCCGUUCCGUUGUUUA